AUGGAAGAAAAGCAGCACCAAGACGCAAGGACGAGCAACUCAACUCGUUCGUCUUCUCCAUCACCCUCUACACUCCUGGUCAACAUCUCAGUCGCUGUCAUGGUCGCCAAUCAGCUUGGUCGUAGGGCCUCAUGGCUUUCUACCGGUGCCGUCUUUGCCAUGUGGACCAUGUUGCUGCUUGCAGCGCCCUCAUCCGCAUUCGAGCUGCCCUCGUUCCUCAAGUCGACCAUCGCCGCGCAGAACGUCAACAACGUCAACCGACCCACGGGAGCCACAGCAUACCAGGCCAAUCAGCCUUACGACGGGCUCGAAUUUCCGCUUGUGGGACGCUUCGUCUUUCGACCCGCCCUCUUCUGGCUCGAAGGUGGUGUGCUAGGCUUCUGCUUGCUCUUCAUUCUCAUUCACCUCGUAGGCAAAACUCGCAAUCGUCAGAUGGCCAGCAAGUUUGCUUCGGCUGCUCUUCCCGUCCUGGAGCAGGAGUUUGCCGUGAUUGCCAACGAUGAGGGCAAAGGUCACCUGCUCUGGAACGGUGGGAAUGAGGCACUGAUGUUUGCGUCGGGUCGAAGAGGGUGUGCCAGCCUACAGGUGACGUUCGACUUGAUCCCGCGACACGAUCCCAUGGAGAUCCUCUUCGCAUUCGUCAAGGACACCGUCACGGCUUCCAUAACUCCUUUGCGCGACGCUAUCACCCUGACCUUCACCCUGCCGACCACUGCGGACAACGUCUCGGGUGUCUUUGCGCUCGUCAACAAGGGUGCCUUGCAGUACACUCGCAGCGGUCGAUUCGAUCUCACCUUCGCCAAAGUCAUCGACUCGGACAGCGCCGUCACAUCGCGCGGUCUCUCCAAGCAGUGGGCCAUCAUGAGCGAGGCUCCUGAGCUCACCGAUGCCUUCCUCGGCGAGCCGGAUCAGAAGGGCGUUGCACAGCGAACCAAGCUCGGCCUCGUCGACCUGCUCGAGGGUAAAGCCGGUGCGUUCCUCGACAGCCUCGUCCUGACCGACCAGCCUUUCAAGCGUCCCACCAAAGGUCCCAUCCCAAUUGAACAGCGUCAGCGUCUGCUCACCCUGACCCUGCAAGCACCCAAGUCGACCGCCGACGCCCACAAGGCGAUCGAGCUCCUCCAAUUCGGCUGCAAUCUCGUCGACGCUCUCGACCAGGGCGUCGUCAAGCUCCGCAACGAAACCUUGAACAAACUGCGCAAGACGCGUGCACAGGUCGACAAGGAGCUGCUCGACGAAUCCACAAAGGAGCAGCGCGAGGCGGAGCAGGAGGCCCGGGAAGAGGCAAAGCGCAAAGCCGAGAAGGAGAAGUUCGACAAGCUCAGCCCGGCAGAACAGGCCAAGCGCAAGGAGGUCGAGAGGAAGCGUGCCAUGAAGAAGGGCUCGCAGAAGGUUCGAUAG
Messenger RNA from Pseudozyma hubeiensis SY62, 1401 nucleotides. RefSeq lists its product as hypothetical. The transcript has a single exon. Gene Ontology annotation, biological process: endoplasmic reticulum calcium ion homeostasis. Gene Ontology annotation, molecular function: calcium ion binding. The record is from RefSeq and is a predicted model, not a curated record. Gene Ontology annotation, cellular component: endoplasmic reticulum. NCBI's taxonomy places the organism in Eukaryota, Fungi, Basidiomycota, Ustilaginomycetes, Ustilaginales, Ustilaginaceae. The coding region runs from base 1 to 1401 and encodes 466 amino acids.